Coregonus clupeaformis (lake whitefish) is the source of this 517-nucleotide messenger RNA. RefSeq names its product NADH dehydrogenase [ubiquinone] 1 alpha subcomplex subunit 7. Bases 61 to 387 code for a protein of 108 amino acids. Gene Ontology annotation, cellular component: mitochondrial inner membrane. Lineage: Eukaryota; Metazoa; Chordata; Actinopteri; Salmoniformes; Salmonidae. The record is from RefSeq and is a predicted model, not a curated record. The transcript has 4 exons. Gene Ontology annotation, biological process: mitochondrial electron transport, NADH to ubiquinone; ATP synthesis coupled electron transport.
GAACUUGGACUGCCUGUCGUGAAAAGAAAAAGAAGAAGUAUUCUGCCCUUGACAACAACAAUGGCGACUGCCACAAAGAUUAUCCAGAGGCUCAGAAAUCUUUUAUCCGGGCAUGAUCUGCAAGCAAAGCUCCAGUUGCGUUACGGUGAGAUUGCAAAGAGGACCCAACCACCCCCCAAACUUCCAGUUGGUCCCAGUCACAAGUUUGCCUUCAAUUACUAUAAUGGCAGAGAUGGGCGUAGAGAGUCUGCACCAGCCACCAUCGUGAUGUCCAGUCAAAAAGCCCUCGCUGCUGGCCAAGCUCUGGAGGUGCCAGCAAAGCGUCCUGUCACACCUGGUAAUGUUCCCAGGGAGCUAACGCUGUCUACAGACCAGCCAUACCUCUGAACAACAACAUCAACAAAUUGUUUCUCUCCUGACUUACUUUAGGCCUGACAGCAGAGCACAAUGUUGCUCUCCCUAUUGUUCAAAACCUGUAAAAUAUCUAAGUGUUAAUAAAUGAUGUAAUGUUCAAUGA